Messenger RNA from Panthera uncia (snow leopard), 2290 nucleotides. RefSeq names its product MAGUK p55 scaffold protein 4 (gene MPP4). Gene Ontology annotation, cellular component: plasma membrane; adherens junction. The transcript has 21 exons. The coding region runs from base 1 to 1926 and encodes 641 amino acids. Gene Ontology annotation, molecular function: protein binding. Lineage: Eukaryota; Metazoa; Chordata; Mammalia; Carnivora; Felidae. The record is from RefSeq and is a predicted model, not a curated record.
AUGUUUGGAGCUCCAGCCACCAUUUUGGAACAGGAAAAUGAGAACCAUACCACACCCCAGGGUGGCAGAGCACUUGUGCAGGGAGGAGGGAUACAGACAGACAAAGGCACAGAUCCACCAGACAAGAAGGACAUGAAGCCCUCUACGGCCACCAAUCCAGAGAAUGGUCUCUCCCAGAUCCUGAGGCUUGUGCUACAAGAGCUGAAUCUGUUCUAUAGCCGAGAUGUGAAUGGAGUGUGUCUCUUGUACGAUCUUCUCCAUUCGCCGUGGCUGCAGGCUCUGCUGAAGGUUUAUGAUUGUCUCCAGGAAUUUAAAGAAAAGAAACUUGUUCCUGCCACAACUCAUGCACAGACGUUAUCCUAUGAGGUAGUGGGGAUAUUACGUGAAACUCCUAAAUCCCCUGAGACCCAAGAACUGAGACAAAUCCUCCAGGCUCCACAUUUUAAGGCCUUGCUCAGUGCCCAUGACACCGUGGCUCAGAAAGAUUUUGAGCCCCUUCUCCCCCCAUUGCCAGACAACAUCCCUGACAGUGAGGAAGCAAUGAGGAUUGUUUGUUUGGUGAAAAACCAACAGCCCCUGGGAGCUACCAUCAAGCGCCACGAGAUGACAGGGGAUAUCCUGGUGGCCAGAGUCAUCCACGGAGGGCUGGCCGAGAGAAGUGGGCUGUUAUAUGCUGGAGACAAACUGGUGGAAGUGAAUGGAGUUUCAGUUGAGGGACUGGACCCUGAGCAAGUGAUCCAUAUUCUGGUAUAUGUUCGUGCCAUGACCGAGUACUGGCCCCAGGAGGAUCCUACUAUCCCCUGCAUGGAUGCAGGGUUGCCUUUUCAGAAAGGGGACAUCCUGCAGAUUGUGGACCAGAACGAUGCCCUCUGGUGGCAGGCCCGGAAAAUCUCAGACCUUGGUACCUGUGCUGGUCUAAUUCCUUCUAACCACCUUUUGAAGAGGAAGCAGCGGGAGUUCUGGUGGUCUCAGCCAUACCAGCCUCACACCCACCUCAAAUCCACCAUAUCAAUUUCUAUGGAAGAAGAAGAUGACAUGAAGAUUGAUGAGAAGUGUGUGGAAGCAGAUGAAGAAACAUUUGAAUCUGAGGAGCUUUCAGAAGACAAGGAGGAAUUUGUUGGCUGUGAUCAGAAGUUCUUUAUUGCUGGCUUCCGCCGGAGCAUGCGCCUUUGCCGCCGGAAGUCUCACCUGCGCCAGCAGCACGCGGGGGUCUGCAGUGCCAGCGGCUGUCUGAGCGCGUCAGGCGCCCCCUACGAGGAGGUGGUCAGGUACCAGCGACGCCCUUCAGACAAGCACCGCCUCAUAGUGCUCGUGGGACCUUCGGGCGUUGGAGUAAAUGAACUGAGAAGACAACUUAUUGAACGUAAUCCUAGCCAUUUCCAAAGUGCUGUGCCACAUACUACUCGUUCCAAAAAGAGUUAUGAAAUGGAUGGACGUGAGUAUCAUUACGUGUCAAAGGAAACAUUUGAAAGCCUCAUGUAUGGUCACAGGAUGCUCGAGUAUGGUGAAUACAAAGGCCACCUGUAUGGCACCAGCGUGGAUGCUGUUCAAGCAGUCCUUGAUGAAGGAAAGAUCUGUGUCAUGGACUUAGAGCCUCAGGGUAUUCAAAUAGCUCGAACCCAUGAACUAAAGCCCUAUGUCAUAUUUAUAAAGCCAUCUAACAUGAGUUGUAUGAAGCAAUCUCGGAAAAAUGCCAAGAUCAUUACAGACUACUUUGUGGACAUGAAGUUCAAGGAUGAAGAUCUACAAGAGAUGGAGGAUUUAGCCCAAAAGAUGGAGACACAGUUUGGCCAGUUUUUUGAUCAUGUGAUUGUGAAUGACAACUUGCAAGAUGCCUGUGCCCAAUUGUUGUCUGCAGUUCAGAAGGCUCAGGAGGAGCCUCAGUGGGUACCAGCAACAUGGGUUUCCUCUGACACUGAGUCUUAAUGAGGCUUCCUGCUUAAUGCUGGGGUUUUAACAAUAUUCAUCUGUUACAGAGCUCUGGAAUAACAGCUGCAAUCUAAAACAGCAGGAUUUGCUCCAUUAUAAUGUGUACAACUUUAAAAGUGGUGCAGUUUAUUAAUUAGUCCGGUUUGAAAAAAAAUAUUUGCAUUGUAUGUAUGUAGAAUUACCUCCUUGGCUUUCAGGAAAAAAUGUUUUCCUUUACCUCAUAUGCAGCAAUGGUAGGAGUAUGAACAAUGUUAAGCCAGUGAGUAUGAGAACCUUUCAUAGAUUUCAUGUGGUUUUUGUACAAUUCAGAUAAAAGAGCUUCCCUAAAUAAAAUAAGUAGUAUUUAAUUUCAGAAACUGGA